UUUAAACCUUAUGAUCGUAUGAGUAUAAAUUAAACUAUAAAAACUAAUACUUUAUUUAAAGGUUUUCAACUUGUUAUAUAAACUUAGAAUUUGAAAAAUGUUAUUAAAUUGUUGUACAAAUAUUUUCCUGUUAUAGAAUAUUAUUAAAUAAAAUGAAAAUUGCUAUUGAAGGUUGUGCUCACGGUGAGCUACAACAAAUAUAUAAUACAAUAGAACUUAUUGAAAAACGUAACAAUAUAAAAGUUGAUUUACUUAUAUGUUGUGGUGAUUUUCAAGCCACAAGAAAUAAUGAUGAUUUAUUGUCAAUGGCUGUUCCUUUAAAAUAUAGACAAAUGUGUACUUUUUACAAAUAUUAUACUGGAGAGUUAGUUGCACCUGUUUUAACUUUAUUUAUUGGUGGAAAUCAUGAAGCUUCUAAUCAUUUACAAGAAUUAUCUUAUGGGGGCUGGGCGGCACCUAAUAUAUAUUAUAUUGGUUUAGCAGGAGUAAUUAAUGUUGGUGGUAUUCGUAUUGGAGGCUUAUCUGGUAUUUACAAUUCGCAUGAUUAUAUGCGAGGUAGACAUGAACGACUACCAUAUACUGAUCAGACAAAAAGAAGUAUAUAUCACGUGCGGCAGUUAGAAGUAUUUCGAUUAAAACAAUUAAAGAAACCUAUUGAUAUUAUGCUUUCACAUGAUUGGCCUCAGGGAAUUGAACAGCAUGGUAAUUUAAAACAGUUACUUAAAUUUAAACCUUUUUUUGAAACAGAUAUUAAUGAAGGUAAAUUGGGUAGUAAGCCUGCAAGAGAAUUAUUAGAUAUAUUAAAACCAAAAUAUUGGUUUGCUGCUCAUCUUCAUUGUAAAUUUGCUGCCGUAGUAAAUCAUUCAUCUGAUGACAAUGAAGAAAAAAAUGAAAAAUACACUAAAUUCUUAUCACUUGACAAGUGUUUGCCAAAAAAAAGAUUUUUACAAAUUUUAGAUGUUCCACAUAAUGAUUCUAAACCAAUUGAAUUAACAUAUGAUCUAGAAUGGCUUUCUGUCUUGCAUCUUACCAAUCAUUUGUUAAAUAUUAAUAAAAAUAUUUAUUAUUUACCAGGACCAUCUACUUUAGAAAGGUAUGAUUUUACACCAACAGAAGAAGAAAUGUUAACGGUUCUUAAGAUGUUUUCAAAUGAUUUGGUAAUUCCAAAAAAUUUUAUAAGUCUUGAAAAUUAUAAAACUAAAACCAACCCUCAGACUACUAAAUUUUGUGAUCAACUAAGUAUUGAUGAUCCUCUUGCUUUAGUAUUGGGUCAGUGGACUCGUUCUAGUUUAUCCCAAAAUGAUCAAGAAAUGGAUUCUACAUUUUCAUCAUUUAUUAACUCUACUGUAUGUUCUUAUGAUGAAGAAGAUUGUAUAGAAGAAAUGUCAAAACAAUUACCUAUGUCUCCAUUUGUAUUACCUGAACCAAAAAAUGAUACCAACUAUACAAAUAAUGAUGAUUCAUUGUUAAAUAAUAGCUUAUUAGUCUCUAAUAUGUCGUCAGAAGAACCCAAUACAAAAUCUAAUCAAUCACAAGAUACCAUUGAUGAAGGUUAUGUAAAUAUUGAAAUUCAGAAUUCAAAGACAAAAACUAAAUGUUUGAAAAGAAGAAAUUAUCAACAUACUAACGACAAUGAUAGUGAAUAAUAGUUUAAAGUUGUCGUUAAUAGCUUCUUCUAAGGAUGUAUGGUGUCUUGAUUUGAUGAUUUACCUCAAAUUUGGUUCAAGACCCUCGAUGAACGUGGU
Messenger RNA from Sipha flava (yellow sugarcane aphid), 1745 nucleotides. RefSeq names its product lariat debranching enzyme (gene ldbr). The record is from RefSeq and is a predicted model, not a curated record. Gene Ontology annotation, biological process: mRNA splicing, via spliceosome. The coding region runs from base 153 to 1646 and encodes 497 amino acids. The transcript has 9 exons. NCBI's taxonomy places the organism in Eukaryota, Metazoa, Arthropoda, Insecta, Hemiptera, Aphididae. Gene Ontology annotation, molecular function: RNA lariat debranching enzyme activity. Gene Ontology annotation, cellular component: nucleus.